AUGGCUUUUUCCGAGAAUAUCGUCGAUUUUAAAUGUCCUAUUUGUCUUCGCCGUUUUCAUGAUCCUAUUAUUCUUAAUUGUGGACACACAUUUGAUCGAUUAUGCAUACAACAAUCGUCACGUUCAAUACGUUCGAAUCUAUGUCCUCUAUGUAACUCUAAAUUUGAUCCAGCAAGUGCUUUGAUAUCGGACAGGUCUUUAACUAACCUUAUUCAGUAUGUGCCAACAUUUGAAUAUUUUUUAAUUGAUAUAAAAUCUCAGCAACAAAAAAACGACGCUCUUUCAUUUCUUAAACGUGUUUUCGAUACAAGAGAUGUAUUUGAAACUGAUUACAUUGUUUUUCAAAGUCAAGAUACAACAAUUGAAUUGAAUCCUAACACAAAGUUUGAUCAAGAGUGGAAUCUAAAAUCUGUAUCAAAUUUAAAUAGUAUGAUACAAAAAGCAUGUGUUGAUUUACAACAACGAAAUGGUCUUCGAAAAAUUUGUAUUCUUACCGAUGGAUUAACAAAACAUAUGGAUUUAACAAAAAUUGAUUCGAAUAUAAUUAAUCAACGGGCUAUUGUUCAUAUCGGAGAGAAGAAUGCUUUACGCACACGACAAAUUGCUGAUGAAAUCGAUUUUCAUUUUGAACAUUUUAAUGAGAAAACACUCGAUAGUUAUGUAAAACAUUUUAUAAAGAAUUUUUAA
Rotaria socialis is the source of this 687-nucleotide messenger RNA. The record is from the annotation of a GenBank genome assembly. NCBI's taxonomy places the organism in Eukaryota, Metazoa, Rotifera, Eurotatoria, Philodinida, Philodinidae.